Messenger RNA from Pelobates fuscus (common spadefoot toad), 5088 nucleotides. RefSeq names its product phosphatidylinositol-4,5-bisphosphate 3-kinase catalytic subunit beta (gene PIK3CB). Gene Ontology annotation, molecular function: 1-phosphatidylinositol-4-phosphate 3-kinase activity; 1-phosphatidylinositol-3-kinase activity. Lineage: Eukaryota; Metazoa; Chordata; Amphibia; Anura; Pelobatidae. The record is from RefSeq and is a predicted model, not a curated record. The transcript has 24 exons. Bases 459 to 3647 code for a protein of 1062 amino acids. Gene Ontology annotation, biological process: phosphatidylinositol 3-kinase/protein kinase B signal transduction; cell migration; phosphatidylinositol-mediated signaling. Gene Ontology annotation, cellular component: plasma membrane; phosphatidylinositol 3-kinase complex; cytoplasm.
AGCAUAUGUUUACGUCUCACAUUCACAUAGCUAUACGGAAUUGGGCUGACAUACAAUUGCAUCGAAAUAUCUACCGUUUAACUAGUAGGAAUACUUUCCUGUGCCAUACCAACAGAAGGAUGACUAUAUAUUGCUUUACAUAACUUUAAGCAAAAAGGGACUAUAAACGUUGGUGACUUAAUAAUCGCGGCAUGUGUGAGCAGGAGUCUUCGACCUAUGUUGUUGCACUGAGACAUUUAGGAAGACAAACAAUGAUUGCCUGCUUGUAUGAAGUCUCUGGAUAUUGUGGGGACCUCACAGCUCUCUACCUGGUGGGAAAGGGAUUUUUGGCUCAGGACUGACACUGUGUUCGUUGUUAUUAGGUCUGGAGAGGAUGUACUACGGUGCAGUAAUUCCGAAAAGUAAAGAAAAGUAUUGAAACAGGGCCAUGUUCCACAGGUAGUAACCAGCCCUAUAAGAUGCCUCCUGCUGUGUUGGACACCAUGGACAUCUGGGCGGUGGACACACAGCUCCAUUCAGACAUCUCAGUGGAUGUCCUGCUUCCCACUGGCAUCUAUGUGCAAAUGGAAGUACCGCGUGAUGCAUCAAUAGCACACAUUAAGCAGCUCCUAUGGAAGCAUGCACAAAGUUACCCUCUCUACCAUCUCCUUCUGGAGAUGGACUCCUACAUGUUCGAGUGUGUCAACCAAACCGCCGUUCACGAGGAGCUGGAAGAUGAGACACGGCGACUCUGUGAUGUACGUCCCUUCCUGCCUGUCUUGAAACUCGUUUCCCGGAGCUGCAACCCUGCUGAAAAGCUUGACUCCAGAAUUGGUGUCUUAAUAGGGAAAGGUCUCCAAGAGUUUGAUGCCCUGAAUGAUAAUGAGGUGAAGGAAUUUCGGAGCAAAAUGAGAAAGAUCAGUGAAGACAAGGUCCAGUCUUUGCUUGGCUUGACGUGGAUGGAAUGGCUGAAGUGCACAUUCCCACCUGAAUUGGAACCUUGUAUUCAGGAGAACAUCCAGGACAAGCUGUACAGUGGAAACCUCGUGGUGUCAAUCCACUUUGACAGUUGUCAGGAUGUAUUCAGUUUUCAAGUGUCGCCCAACAUGACCCCUACCAAGGUAAAUGAACUUGCUAUUCGCAAACGCCUGACUAUCCAUGGCCGUGAAGAGGAGGAGGUGGACCCAGAAGACUAUGUUUUGCAGGUCAGCGGGAGGCAGGAAUAUGUGUUUGGUGAUCAUCCUUUAAUUCAGUUCCAGUAUAUCAAAACGUGCGUAAUGAACAAGAGACUCCCUCGACUCAUCCUAGUCGAAUGCUGUAAUAUAAAGAAGAUGUUUGACCAGGAGAUAAGUGCAAUUGAGCUGGCUUUUAAAAGGAAGACGACAGGUCCUCCCUUGCCUCUACCACCAAAAACACGGGGUGCCUCUGUAAUGUCACAGAGUGUGUGGUCCUUGCAAGAACCUUAUAGACUCACACUGAUCAAGGGAAGCAAACUGAGCACAGAAGACGCGGUUGUGGUGCGGGCAGGUCUCUUUCAUGGCACAGAGCCGCUUUGUAAAACCAUGAGUACAGAGUUGUCCGGGAAAAGUGAUUUUCUGUGGAAUGCCACAGUAGAAUUUGAUAUCAACGUCUGUGACCUCCCACGGAUGGCUCGUCUCUGCCUGGCCAUCUACACUGUGGACAAGACCCAGAAAAAGAAGAGUAACAAGACAGGGAACCCCAAAUACCAGACAAUAAAGAAGGCUGGAAAAAUGCACUACCCGGUGGCCUGGGUGAAUACUAUGGUGUUUGACUAUAAGGGGCAGCUAAAGGCCGGUGAACAUGUCUUGCACAGCUGGUCAUCAUUUCCUGAUGAACUUGAAGAAAUGCUGAAUCCAAUGGGGACCGUUCGGACCAAUCCAUACAUUGAGAAUGCCGCUGCGCUUCACAUCAAAUUCCAUGAAUUCUCCAAACCAGUCUAUUACCCUCCAUUUGAUAAGAUACUCGAGAAAGCUGCCGAAAUAGCCCGGCACAGUGACAGUCUAACCAUGUCGGGUCGUGGUGGAAAGAAAUUUAAUAUUGAGCUGAAGGAGAUAAUGGAGAGGGACCCAUUGUGCCAACUAUGUGAAAAUGAAAAGGAUCUAAUCUGGACCUUGCGGUAUGACUGCCGGGAAAAUUUCCCAUGCUCACUUCCAAAACUACUACUGUCUGUCAAGUGGAACAAGCUGGAGGAUGUGGCCCAGCUCCAAGCAUUGCUGCAAAUCUGGUCAAAACUUCCCCCAAGGGAUGCCUUGGAGCUGCUCGAUUUUAACUAUCCUGACCAAUAUGUAAGAGAAUAUGCAGUCAACUGUCUGAAGACCAUGAGUGAUGAAGAGCUCUCGCAGUAUCUCCUGCAGCUGGUGCAGGUUCUGAAGUACGAACCUUUCCUGGACUGUGCCCUCUCCCGUUUCCUGUUGCAGAGAGCGCUGGCCAACCGGAGAAUUGGACAGUUCCUCUUCUGGCAUCUGAGAUCGGAAGUUCACAUUUCAUCGGUUUCUGUGCAGUUUGGGCUCCUGCUAGAAGCGUAUUGCAGGGGCAGUAUCGCACACAUGAAAGUGCUAUCUCGGCAGGUAGAGGCAUUGAACAAGCUUCGCACUCUGAACAGUUUGAUCAAGCUGAACGCCAUGAAGCAAAGUAAGGUGAAGAACAAGGAAACCAUGCACGCCUGUCUAAAGCAGAAUGCGUACAAGGAGGCGCUCACAGACAUCCAGUCCCCUCUUAACCCCAGCGUUACACUGUCUGAACUUGUAAUAGAUAAGUGUAAAUACAUGGAUUCCAAAAUGAAGCCGCUCUGGAUCGUAUACAACAACAGAGGCUUCGGAGGGGAGUCGAUGGGAAUCAUCUUCAAGAAUGGAGACGAUCUGAGGCAGGAUAUGCUCGCACUUCAGUUACUGCGUCUCAUGGACAUGCUCUGGAAGGAAUCUGGACUCGACCUUCGGAUAGUGCCUUAUGGUUGCCUGGCAACAGGAGAUCGAUGUGGGAUGAUCGAGGUUGUAUCUGCAGCAGAGACCAUUGCAGAUAUUCAGCUGGACUGCAGCAACCUGGCUGCUGCAGCUGCCUUCAACAAAGACGCUCUGCUGAACUGGAUCAAGGAAAACAAUGCGGGAGAUGAUCUUGAACGAGCUAUUGAAGAGUUCACCUUGUCCUGCGCUGGCUACUGUGUAGCUACUUAUGUACUUGGGAUCGGAGACAGACACAAUGACAAUAUCAUGGUCAGGAAAACAGGACAGCUUUUCCACAUUGACUUUGGACACAUUCUGGGGAACUUCAAGUCCAAAUUUAAAAUUAAGAGGGAGCGAGGUCCUUUCAUUUUGACUUAUGACUUCAUCCAUGUUAUCCAACAGGGGAAAACCGGAAACACAGAGAAAUUUGGCAGGUUCCGACAGUAUUGUGAGGAUGCAUAUCUGAUACUUCGCAGGAAUGGGAAUCUCAUUAUCACUCUCUUUGCACUGAUGCUGACAGCUGGACUCCCGGAACUGAGUUCAGUUAAGGACAUCCAGUAUGUCAAGGAUUCUCUCGCUCUCGGUAAGACUGAUGAUGAAGCACUUAAACAAUUCAGACAGAAGUUUGACGAGGCUUUGAAAGAGAGCUGGACAACCAAAGUUAACUGGAUGGCACACACUGUGAGAAAGGAUUACAACAAGUCCUAAGGUCAUCCUUCAGCCCUAGGUGUUAUCACAAAUUACUGGCACUUUGAUAGCAGAUCAGACACUUGAUGACUUGACAGAACACAUGCCACCAUAAAUACGGAGUCUGCAAGUGUGGGGACAGCUAUAGCUGGGUCCCCUGUGUGAGCUACUUCACUGAUGUUCAAGAGCAAGGAAACCUGUAAGAGAAGGCCCAGGCACAACAGAUUUUGCACAAUACAAGGACACUGCUGCCAUCCAUAGACUCAAACUUUCUGUGAUGGCUUUACAUUCGUCCUAGCGCACAGAGACGAGAAAAAGGGAUGUGUCAGUGGCCAGGCUACAACUGAGAACUGAAAACCGGGAAAAAAUAAAAACUCUCAUUGCCCUUGGAAAUGCUUUGGUUUUGCACACGUUCUCGAAUAUCUCACCUGAGCCUUUCAUUUAAUGGGUUUUUUUUUGUGUGUGUGUGUGUGUGAAUGGAGCCAUACUGAAUUACUCAGAGCUUCCAAGUAAUGAGAGUUAUGUGUCUUAACUAGAAUAUACUCCCCAAGUUCCCAAAGUAAUAUUUGCCACUGCCACUAAAAUAAAUAGACUUAAUUCUUGAUAUUAUGGAAGUCUGGAGUGUAAGAAUUGUGAGAUGCUCCUCUGCACACUCCUAGGUUAUCUUUAUAGUUAACCAAGUCUUCCACGUAGGGAUUAUGGCACGAUAAACCUCUUACAGAAAGAGAGGCCACGUUAACCAAGCAGUAUGAUGCAUUGCUGUAAUUGCUUACUUCUUGUAGGCAGGCCUGGACCUUGUCGCUCAUCUCAGCUGCCUUAAGAAGAAGUUAAAUUCAAUUUACUUUAUGGGAAUUUUGGGAAGAAUUAAAUAAUCCACGAACGUUCGUGAUCAUGUGCAAUGUAGCCGUGGAGUUCCUGUUGAGCUGCCAAUCAGUGGAUGUGUACAACUGUCGAUUUCAUUUGUGACCAAUUUCAAAAAAAGAUCUACAGGAUACGUGGAAGAAAAUAUGAUAGAAAUAAAGAAAGUUCUAUUUAUUCCCCAACUCCCUUUUUUUAAACAAAAAAAUUAAAAAAAAAAAAAAAAAUUACAUAUGAACGUGAGAAGAAUAUUUUUAUCAUGAUUUGCCAGUCUCACCACAUUUUUUUUGUAUUUAUUAAGACUUUGGAAUGUGAGUGUUUUCUGGGACAUUUUCUUUGAAAGACCUUUCUUGCUGUUUAAAUAUGAUGGAACUUGCAGCAGAGGCUGAAAGACUGUUCUCUACCUGUAUCUUACAGGUAUUGCAUUUUAACUACUGGUUCGUCUUCUGAUGCACACUUUAUGUCUUACACUGGAUUUCUACAAAUCUGUACAAAGCACAGAGGACUAAACGACUCCUCUAAUGAGAAUGUAAUAGAAAUGAUUUUACACUGUAUAGAGACAAACGUCAUUCCAAAUUGGACUUAAUAAACCUAAACAACAUUC